AUGGCAAGCAGUGCUUCUUUGUGCAACCUCUCUAGCGCACCAGAGUUCUUGGCAGCGCAUCCCGAGAUCCUCGUUGGCCGCCAGAAACUAACAGAGGCGGAAAACAAUACCGGAUGCGACACCUUCGAAAUUGUGAACAGGCCCUUGAACAACCUCAUUCUCAUUCAAAGCUUCAAUGCCGACACGCUGGAACGAGUUUACGUUGUUGCCCUCGUCGACGAUCAAAAGGCAUUAAACAGCUAUAACGCGGCUGCUGACGACGAUGAAGACGAGGACGGCGACUCCAGAAAUGGCUGCGCCACGUGCGGCGUGGGAACUGGAACCGGAGGGCGCAAGCGAGGACCAGAAGACUAUCUUUUCCCACGCAUGGUGACUUGUGCAGAUACUUGCCCCGAAAAGCAGGUCGGACUGAUGUGGCCGGGAAAAUGA
This is a messenger RNA of Akanthomyces muscarius, 429 nucleotides long. RefSeq lists its product as uncharacterized. Bases 1 to 429 code for a protein of 142 amino acids. The transcript has a single exon. The record is from RefSeq and is a predicted model, not a curated record. NCBI's taxonomy places the organism in Eukaryota, Fungi, Ascomycota, Sordariomycetes, Hypocreales, Cordycipitaceae.